GGGGGGUGAGGCAGAAGUGAUGUGGCGUUGGCGAUGCAACAGCGGCCUGCGCGAGUUUAAUUUUCCCCUUCUUAAGCCCGUCCAUGAUAACAACCCCCACACCAUUGUUCAGCGCGAGAGACCCUUGGCUAUCCAGGGCCUCAAUGGAUUCAAUAGGCUGGAUGAGGGAUUAGGCCCGGCCGGCCGCAGUAACCGACAGGUGACACAUUUUGCCUAUGCUCUAUUGUUGCCGUCCUGCGUGAUUCGGCGACAAUCGAACGGUCGUAUUGCGUACGCCUGUCCGCCUGAGCUGGCAGCAGGUCUCAGAGGGGACAACAAGGUAGCUCAAGGUAUCAGCUCUUCCUUUGUUACUUCCGAGCCAUCCCGUACUCCCAAGUUCGACCGCCAAAAUCAUACCCUGUUUGUGGUGGCUUCCGACUUGGACUGGUUACUGCUUAACGAAGCCGAGGCUGCGGAGGCUGCAGUGGCCAGGGUUCGUUUCGUCUUUGCGAGUACAGUGUCUCCAAGCAGGAGAGCCCUGUAUGCCGGAGCCCCAGUGGUGUGGCACGAGCUCUUGAGACGAUCUGCACGGGAGCACCCAAACGGGAACUGGGUCGCUUCUGAUGCUCUGGUCAUCACUUUUGAACGUGGGGGGAUGGAAUUUUUGGCUUUCGCAUCCGCUUUGCUGAUUAUGACAGGUGGUUUCCCCUCAUGA
This is a messenger RNA of Colletotrichum navitas, 694 nucleotides long. RefSeq lists its product as uncharacterized. Lineage: Eukaryota; Fungi; Ascomycota; Sordariomycetes; Glomerellales; Glomerellaceae. The record is from RefSeq and is a predicted model, not a curated record. The transcript has 5 exons. Bases 20 to 694 code for a protein of 224 amino acids.